UAUACUGGUUCAUACAAAGCAACGCGAGUUGUGUCAGUCAAAGAAUAUUACGUUUUCAUCUAAAAUUAAUGGAUUAGAGUGAAAAAAAAUGUGAUUUAUCCAUUUUAUAAACCGAUAAAUAUUAGGAACAGUGUUGUGAUGUGUGUUAUAAGUGAUUUUACCCUACUUUACAAUAUACCACUGGAGUGAUUGAUAAGAAAAUGGCUAAAAAGUCUGAGAACACUGGGGGCAAGCUGGUAACAAUAUCAGUUGUUGGAUUGUCUGGUACUGAAAAGGAUAAAGGACAGUUAGGUGUUGGAAAAUCGUGUCUCUGCAAUAGGUUUGUCCGCACAGAUGCCGACGACUAUAAUGUUGACCACAUAUCUGUGUUAAGUCAGUCGGACUUCAGCGGACGAGUAGUGAACAAUGAUCACUUUUUAUACUGGGGCAACGUUCAGAAAGAGCAGGAUGAACAAGAGUAUAGAUUUGAGGUGGUUGAACAGACGGAGUUCGUUGACGAUGCCUGCUUUCAACCGUUCAAAGCCGUGGGUAAAACGGAGACCUACGUAAAAAGAUGUGUCGCUACAAAAUUACAGUCAGCUGAAAAGUUGAUGUACGUGUGUAAGAACCAACUGGGGAUCGAGAAAGAAUACGAGCAGAAACUCAUGCCCGAUGGAAAAUUAUCCGUGGACGGUUUCCUCUGCGUGUAUGAUGUUAGCCUGGUACCCGGACGUAGUUGGGAGAAACAGAACGAAACCCUAGCAGCGAUACUCCAAAACAUAAUAAAACUAAAGAAACCGGUUGUGCUAGUGACAGCUAAGAACGAUGAAGCAUGUGAACAAGGAGUGAGAGAGGCGGAGAGAUUGGUUCAAAGAAAGGAGUUCAAAGGUUCAAUACCUAUAGUUGAAACAUCGAGUCAUGAUAAUGUCAAUGUAGAUCAGGCGUUUUUCCUGCUGGCACAAAUGGUUGACAAAUCUAAAGCUAGGAUUAAGGUAGCGAACUAUGCAGAGGCGUUGCGCAUUAGAAGAGAGACUUUAGAUUUCGUAACUGAAGCCUUUACGCAGCUGAUCAGAAUACACGUCCAAGACCAUAAAGAAAUUUGGUCAACAGUCAGUAAAAGGUUGUGUCACUAUCCUGAAUGGAUCAAAUUUGUCCAGCAAUUUGGUAAUGAUGGUACUCAGGUUGUCUUCCGUCGUCACAUAAGGAGGUUAAAGGAGGAACGUUCAGCAAAGAAACUUCGCAAGCAGCUGGCUAAACUACCACAAAUACUUACUCGAAUGCAACUACCCACCGAUGACUUGCAAGAGAGCGACUGGUCGACGGUGGUGCGACAGCUGCGCGCGCACCGCGACUUCUCCGUGUACUUCAGCGAGGCGCGCCCCGCCUCGCGCUCCAACAGCGGCUCCGAGCCCGACAGCCCGCGCGCCGCCGACGCCACGCUGCGCGUGGGAGAGCGCGCGCGCUACCAGACUCUAGGCCAGUCACAGAAAAUUCCAUACGAAAUAUUAGAAACCAAUGAAGCAGCAACAAUAUUUAAGUCUUACCUCCACGAGGCGCAAGAAAAGCAGAGAAAUUUCGAAUGGUGUCAACAAUUCAAGCGUCUCCUAGAAGAAACUGGGUAUGUUACUCCUGGAAAGCAGUUGUCGGAAGUAAGGGUGCUUUUAAUGGGACGGGAGUGCUAUGAAGCGUUAACUGAGGAGCAACAGCAGAGGGUCUAUGAUGAACAUCAAAGGGAGAUACAGAGACGAGCGAAGCAUAAUUUACAGGAACUUCUAUUAGAACAUGCAGACUUAUUCUAUCAUUUCAAAAGAAUAUCACCUACUGGUACUAUCACUCAAGAAGACAUCAAAGAAAUCACUGAUGUCCUUCAAGAUGAUUUCAGAUACAAGAUGUUGGACCGCAUGGAGCAAGACCGCAAGCUAAUGCUGUUCCAGCACCUCGGCUUCGUGCACUGCCCCAUGCGCGAGCACUGCCCCGCCGGCGCCGCCUGCCUGGACGCCGGCCUGCCGCUCAUCCUCAACACCAGGGUUGGAUCCCUGACAUCAUCGGGAGAGGCACAAGUACAAGCGGGUCCUCCGGCCGCACCCUGGGCGCUCACUGCGGAUGCAAAUAACAUUAACAUCAUUAUAUUAGGGGUGGAAGGUAUAGCGGGUGAGUUCGGGAAGCGUCUCAUAGCUGGUUGCGAUAGUGAGCGACGAGUGAGUGUGGGUGGUUCGAUGUGGCGUGUAGAUCAGCGCUUGCAGACUGACGACUUCGCUGCAGAUGCGCUGCGGGACUUCGCGCCCAACGGAUACUUUUGCGUGUAUCAAGAUCAAGAAUCGUUCGAGUACAUUCGAGGCUGUGCAGAGAAAACUUUAUUAUCUAGUUUAGAGCAAGAAGAUAAACUUCCAUUUCAGGGCUUACCAUUAGUAGUGAUGUUCGUCCAAGACGAAGGUAUGGAUAAGAAGGAGCUGGCCAGGCUGCAGGAAGAGGGACAAAAUUUAGCUGAUAAUCUUCACUGUUCCUACAUGGAAGCGUCAGUUAGCGAAUUAGGUACUGAAGCGCUUACAGCUGAUGCUGUGCAAGAAUUAAUAAGAGCGAACAGAGAGAAAGCAAGCUACGCUCACUUGUAUCGUGACUUGAUUGUUUGUUUCGACGCUGAUAUACGUAUAAUGGUGUGCAUGUUCUGCGACGACCCGUACUCGCCGGAGCGCGUGCUGAGCCCGCUGCUGCUGCACCGCGCCUGCUUCCUCACCGGCGACCGCUCCAUCCUCAUCGAGACCUUCCUGGGCGACUCCAAGCGGAAGGUCGAGGUGAUAAUAUCCAGUUUCCACGGUGCUAGUCAGUUUAGGGAAGAGCUAAUACACGGUUUCAUUUUAAUCUACUCUGCUAAAAGAAAAGCCAGUUUAGCUACCCUCAAUGCUUUUUCAAUGAAUAUUCCAAACUUACCCAUACAAAUGGUGGCUGUGACUGACGGAGGUGGAUCGGCAGCGAAUGCGUUCUUUGGUACCGAUCUAGGACAUGUACUUAUUACUGAAGGUAACGCCACUGCCGACAGACUAGGAGCUCAUUUCACGACUUAUACUUCGAGUGCUGAAAAUAAAUCCGCCUUCUACACACCAUUCUUCAAGGAAGUGUGGGAGCGCAAAGGCGAAAUCGAACGCGCGUUCCGACUGGAAGCGCCUCACACGCGGUCACACAACGCACACAACCCGCACAACCUGCCCGACGUGGCGGCCGCGCGCCCCGCGAUAGACCAUAAGCUUACAAAUUCAUUGGAUCUGCUGAUCGGGCCGGAUUCUCGUGCUGACAUGGAUUCGGAGUUUAGCGAUACGUUAAACAAUUCUAAAAAUAGAGGAUUCUUGAAAGGCUUCAGUGUAUACCCACCACCAAGUACCCCGCCAGAACCAGCGCCACCUGAUCACAGGAUGCAUGCAGAUUUGUCACCGGAUCUCAACUGUUCGGAGGAUUCGCUGAGCACGCACGAGUCAGAUGGCGGUGGACUAUGGCAACCGGCGGGUUACGGUCAGAGAGCCUUCACGACUGGUCGAGCGAGGGUUCCUCCGCCCCAUCACCAGAGGCUACGACACUCGCAGACACUCAAGCAACCUGGUAAAUUAGAUAUGAACAACUAUACGAUGGUCAGUGAUGCACUACAGCAUAUCACCAUCGGUCCACAACAUCCGAGAGAAAGAAAGUCUCAGCGAUCAGGGUGGUCGCACUCAAGUAGCCAGCCAGGUCACCACCAUCCGUCCGGGGUCAGUUCGGAGACUGAGUUAGAUGCGCAAUACGCACAGAUAAAAGAAACAAAUGAAUACAUGGAAGCGCCAUCGAUGACGAGGUUAAGACGACAUCGGAGACAUGAUAAAACACCCUUACACCAACCAUCGUUCUCGGAGACGGACAGCUCGGGCUCGAGCGAGGCGUCGGGCGGCGCGCGCGCACAUGUGCGGCGGCGGCACGCGCACCACGCGCACCAUGCGCACCACGCGCACCACGCGCCCAGGCACUACAAGAAACGGUCGUUAGGUAACCUAGUCGCAGUACAGAGCCCUAGAGUGCCCAAGUUAGGAAUGUUUGUUGGUCCGCCGGAACUGCCCACCGGCUACAGAGCGAGAACACAGGAAGACAAAGCCGCCUCCGACUCGAGCGAGGGCAGUUCGGACGCAGAGACGCGGCGUGCGCGUGCGCCGCCUCCGCACGAGCCCACCCACAAGAUGCUAUCCGGGGAAUACCCUUCGUCCGCUCAAGAUAAUUCGUCAUCAAGUGCCGCAGACUCAAGAAGGCGGCCUCAGGUUUUCGGUAAACAUGAUAGGAGACAUAAGGAAAUAUCAAAGAGUAAAGACAAGAAGAAUUCGUCCCAAAUGCAAAACGCGAAUGCGAUACAAAAUUGGGGACCUCAGGGCCCCCACGGAGUACCGCUCUUUGUAGAAAAAUGCGUGGAGUUUAUAGAGAGAGAGGGCCUCGCGUCCGAGGGUCUGUACCGCGUGCCGGGUAACAGGGCGCACGUCGAUAUGCUGUUCAGCAAGUUUUACGAAGAUCCAAACAUAGAUCUAGACUCGCUAGAUAUACCGGUGAACGCGGUAGCGACUGCGCUUAAGGAUUUCUUCUCGAAAAAACUCCCUCCUCUACUGGAUGAAGCUAGUAUGGCACAGUUAGAAGACAUUGCAGCGAUGCGCGGCUGCAUCGCGGGCGGCGUGGAGCUGAAGGACCGCAGCUGGCGGCUGCUGGCGCUGCGCGCGCUGCUGGCCGCCGCGCUCACCGCGCCCGCGCGCGCCACGCUGGACUACCUGCUGCACCACUUCGCCAGGGUGGCGGACAAUUCGAAAUUAAACUCGAUGGACAGCAAGAACCUGGCGAUCUGCUGGUGGCCCACACUGUUGCCGGUGCAAUUUUCGGACAUGGGCCGUUUCGAGAUGACCCGGCCAUACCUCGAGGACAUUGUACAAACAAUGAUCGACCAGCACCCCUUCCUGUUCCGGGGGCAGGAGGCCUUCGUCAUGGUGUGA
This is a messenger RNA of Melitaea cinxia (Glanville fritillary), 4967 nucleotides long. It is a transcript of the gene RhoGAPp190, whose product is annotated as rho GTPase-activating protein 190. Gene Ontology annotation, biological process: signal transduction. Gene Ontology annotation, molecular function: GTPase activity; GTP binding. The transcript is spliced from 39 exons. The record is from RefSeq and is a predicted model, not a curated record. The coding region runs from base 201 to 4967 and encodes 1588 amino acids. Lineage: Eukaryota; Metazoa; Arthropoda; Insecta; Lepidoptera; Nymphalidae.